Messenger RNA from Saccharomyces paradoxus, 855 nucleotides. RefSeq names its product Med4p (gene MED4). Lineage: Eukaryota; Fungi; Ascomycota; Saccharomycetes; Saccharomycetales; Saccharomycetaceae. The coding region runs from base 1 to 855 and encodes 284 amino acids. The record is from RefSeq and is a predicted model, not a curated record. Gene Ontology annotation, molecular function: transcription coregulator activity. Gene Ontology annotation, biological process: regulation of transcription by RNA polymerase II. The transcript has a single exon. Gene Ontology annotation, cellular component: core mediator complex; mediator complex.
AUGUCCGUCCAAGAUACUAAAGCGUUGGAAUUUUCCAUGGGUCACGUCAGGUCAUCUUCUGUGUCACUCGUAGCGGAGGCUACCUCAAAUGCGAACAGUGAAGACAAAUUAUCUAAGGUCCAGCUUUACGAAGAUUUAUGUCGAUAUGAAGAUACGUUGAGUAAAUUGGUGGAAUCUGUGGAUCGUUUCAAACCAAAUCUAGAUAUUGCCAAGGAUUUGAUUAAAAUUGAUGAGGACCUAUUCAACAACGUCAAACUGUUGGCCGAAUAUGACAAUAUCGAUCGCAGUUUACAGAAGAUUGACAAAGACUCCGAGGAAUUGGAUUCUAAAACCAAAAAGAUACUGGAAAUCUUAAAUGAAUGUCAUGACGAGUUAAGAGCACUACCGAUGCUUGAACAAGUAGAGUUCGAGAAGAACACAAUCCUACAACAGAGGUCCAAAAUCAAUUCCACAACGUUAUUGGAUUAUGCCACCAAGCUCUCCAAAUUUACCAAAAUACCACCAACAUUCGAUAAAGGAACUGUGGGACCCAAUAAUUUCGUAUGGCCCGCAGAGGAUGCCCUACGAAGAGGCAUGCUUGCUAUGGCCUCAUUACAUAGUAAGGAGCUAACUAGAAUACCCGGUGAAGAAGUAGAAGAAACAGAAGUACCGACCGUACCGCCAUCUCAGAAUGGAGUACAAAAGGAACAGAUAGCCGAAAAAGAAGGUACACCAAAGGUGGACUCUUUUAUAUUCAAUGGUACUGCUAAUAAAGACAAUGAGGAAGCAGGCAAUACCAAAAAUAAGGAAGAGGAAGAUAAUAAUGAUGAUGCCCUAGAUCUUGAUCUCGAUUUAUUUGAUCCCGACGACUUUUAG